GUACCCGCGCCGCGCUCAGAAGAUUAUGCUGCUGCUCCUGGCCAUUUUGUAGAGCACAGAAUGAGGGGGUGAAGGACCUACACACAGAAGCAAGAUAAUAGGGAGAAACGUUUGCGAGCGUACAAAAAAAUUCAACACAGAUCGGCGGCUGUCCUGAAACACUCGUGCACACAGUGGAUUAUUACCAGGAAAUUGCUUUGAAACCAUGAGCUGGGGGAUAGAGCUAUGGGAUCAGUUUGACAACUUGGAAAAGCACACACAAUGGGGAAUCGAGUUUGUCGAAAGAUACACCAAAUUUGUGAAGGAGAGAUCGGAGAUCGAGCUCAGCUAUGCAAAGCAAAUUAGGAAUCUGUCAAAAAAAUAUCAGCCUAAGAAGAAUUCCAAAGAGGAGGAAGAAAACAACAAGUACUCAGCAUGUCGGGCUUUCCUGUCAACUCUGAAUGAGCUGAACGACUAUGCAGGACAACAUGAAGUUAUAGCCGAGAACCUGACAUCGCAGAUCAUCUCUGAGCUGACGCGCUACAUCCAAGAGCUGAAGGCAGAGAGGAAGUCGCAUUUCCAUGAUGGACGCAAGGCUCAGCAACAUAUUGAGAACUCCUGGAAACAGCUGGAAUCAAGCAAACGGAGGUUUGAGAGGGAAUGCAAAGAGGCGGACAGGGCGCAGCAAUAUUUCGAGAAGAUGGACUCCGACAUCAACGUGACAAAGGCAGAUGUAGAGAAGCGCUGUUCCCACAAGGCCCGGCAACAAGCCCAGAUGAGGCAUCAAAUUGCAGCGGAUAGCAAGACUGAGUACGCAUCAUAUUUGCAAAAGUUCAACCAGGAGCAGAAUGACCAUUACCACACCCUGAUCCCACACAUCUUCCAGAAAAUCCAGGAGAUGGAGGAGAGGCGGAUUGAGAGAGUGGGAGAGUCCAUGAAGACCUUCGCUGAGGUCGACCGGCAAGUUCUGCCAAUUGUGGGAAAAUGUCUAGAUGGCAUGACUAAGGGAGCAGAAUCCAUUGAACCAAAACAUGACUCGUCGCAGGUUGUAGAAUCGUAUAAAUCUGGGUUUGAACCCCCUGGGGACGUGGAGUUUGAGGACUACAGCCAGGCGAUGAAGAGGACAGCAUCAGAGUGCAGCCUGUCAAACUCACGGGCAGAGAGCAAGCCCGAUAAGCCCACUGGCAAGAGCAAAGGCAAACUGUGGCCUUUUAUGAAGAAGAGUAAGCUUAUAUCCCUGCUAGCCUCUCCCCGCCCCCCCCCCCCCCCCCCCCCCCCCCCUCCCCCCGCCUCUGCCUCUGCCUCCGCCUUACCGUCGCCCUCUGCUGUUCCCAAUGGCCCCCAGUCUCCCAAGCAGCACAAGGAGGCCCUUACACUCCGCCUCAACGACUUCAUGGCCUCCAAGCCCAAAAUGCACUGCUUCCGGAGCCUGAAACGCGGGCAGGCUGGCUGCUCUUGCUCGUACCAGAUAGAGCUCAUGAAGAGGACAUUGGGCAAGCCUACGUACGCGUUCGAGGCCAGGCAGUAUGUCCUUUCUCUCAAGCUGAUAACGCUCAAUGCUCAGGUCCGGAGUCUUAUUGAGGGUGCUGGGUCUGAAGAUUUCAGUCACCUGCCACCUGAACAGAGGAGGAAGAAGCUGCAGGCCAAGGUUGAUGACAUCAACAAGGACAUCGAGAAGGAGAUGGACAAGAAGGAUGCUCUUAUUAAAAUGAAGGAUGUAUAUGUGAAGAAUCCACACAUGGGAGACCCCAGCAGUGUGGAUCCUCGGCUAGCAGAGACUGGGCAGAAUAUCGAGAAACUUCAGCUUGAGGCACAGAAAUUUGAGGGCUGGCUGGCAGAAGUGGAAGGGAGGAUGCCAGUGAAGUCCGAACCUCCGCAGCGACAAAGUGUGCUGUACGAGACCCAGAACAGCGUGCCCAGCAACGACAACUGCGCCCAGGACCGCGAGAGCAGCCCGGAUGGCAGCUACACAGAGGAGCAGAGUUCGGAGGCCCAGAUAAAGGUGCCCAAUGUGGAGUUUGACGAUGAAUUUGACGAUGAGGAGACGCUGCCCACCAUCGGAACGUGCAAGGCGCUAUAUUGCUUUGAAGGGAAUAAUGAGGGCACCAUCUCUGUGAUGGAGGGAGAGCUGCUGUACGUGAUCGAGGAGGACAAGGGUGAUGGCUGGACCCGCGUGCGCCGAAAUGAGGAGGAGGAGGGAUACGUUCCCACGUCCUACGUCGAGGUCUUUUUGGACACCAAUGGCAAAGGUGCUAUGACAUACAUUUAAGUGCUGUGAUGGGCGGCCGCGGGCUUCUCUGCUUCCUUGGCUGGGGGGCGCAGGUCAGAACCAAGGGGUGGAUGCCUGGCUACUCAGCGCCGGUCCCAAAGUCUUACACCGUAGUGUAGGACAUUUCCGUUUCAUUCCCUGUUCCACUACAUCAAGGAGCAGCCCUUGGACAGGCCGAUCAGGCAGCUAGAUGGCUUAAUGACCACAUCGUCCCAUGUUUUUUAUUUAUGUUGAUUGUAUUUAAUUUAUCAGAGAAGCUAAAAGCUGUGGGAGUGCUGGCUGGAACGUGACCGCUGCCAUGUUAGAGGAGAGAGCAGGAUCCCAGCCACUGACAGCUGCAGUCUGUGCUCCCUCUCCCUGUUCCAUUAUUGUGUCGUCAAACUGCCCGCAUACAUUUGCUUCAUUCGCUCGUCACAUUGACAGAAGGGGGCUGGAGGAACAUGACUAUUUAAACCCUAACAGCGUUGAAGUUGUUUAGAGAUUUUAUGGCUUAUGUAGCUCUGAAGGUCGCCCCCACCAAUGUGUAGCAUAGUCAGUAGCAUUUUCCACGCUAUUCUCAACAGGAAACCAUGUUUUACAGGAGAUCACACCCUUUUGAUAUUAAAAGAUUCUCGCAUUCAUAAAGAAAAAAGAAUUAUAAUGGCUUUUCUAACUGCUACUGAUCCACCGCUUCUCAUUCUCCUCAGCAAUGCAAUCUUAGGGAGCAGCAACAAGUCAAAUUGACACAUGAAGUUUACAAAUCUGUUUCCCAAACAUUUCCCCAAAUAAAAUAUUCUUUUAUGUUAGGCAGAGAAUUGUAUUGAUUACCCAGGUCAAGUAUCAGAAUACAUCUUUCUGUAUAUAUUGCAUUAAAUAACAUGUAUUAAUUAUUAACUGCCAGAGGGUGACAAUAAAUAAAUGUAUCUGUAUAUCAUAAAGGUGUUUUAAUAUGAAUUCUCUAUAUAUUACAUUGCCGGCUCCUGACUUGCAAUGCUGUAGGGCCCAUGUCUCUCCUACUCCAAUGAAUAGUUGAGACAUUUUAAAUCUUAUGAAUCCCUGUUGGUCACAAACUGUUUUAUAAUGUUUCCGGAGCGCUUAACAGGAUGUGCAGAAGACCUGAGACAUGACACAUCAUUUAGAAAUGCAUGCUGUUUUGCACUGUAGUAAAUAAUGCAAAUUUAUUGUGUUACUGAUUAGCAGAAAAAAAUCACUGAGAGACAUUAAACGUAAUAGCUGCUCUAGUAUUGUAAUUGCUGUAGGCAUCCCUGCAUACUUUAGGCAAAGUCCCAUUAUAUAAUAAAUCUUUUUUCUCCAUUCGACUUAACAACAUCAAAAUGCCAUUCCCACUCAUACUUGCACACCCGCUGAUGUCAGAGUAACAGGUGUGCUGAGUAUAGCACAGUAUAGCACAGUAUAAAGCAGUAUAACUCCAGCAGGUGGGUGUUUUUCUGUAGGACACAGCUGGGUAGAUCACUCAGGAUGAUCUGCAGAUGCUGGCUGAGUUUCACCUUGCAGUGAUGUGAAUGUUUAGCUGAUCGUGUCCUCGUCACUCAAGUCCCCUAAAAAUGCCUCCCAUUACAAACAGCCACUGCUUUUUCUCUGUCAAGCAGACUGUUGAUUUAACAUGCAUGGAUUUGUACACAUAUCUGCAGUCCUGCAACCUGUCCGAUGAUAUACAUUUCGGUUUCCCCUGUGAUGUUGCUCUUGAUAGCAGACCGUGUCUCAGACGUAGAGCGAAGUUGAAACCUUUUAUGCAGUUCAAGGAGAUUCUUCGUUUUUCCCUGACGUGUAACAUCACCACUUUUUUUCUGAAAUAGAGGGGAAAAGUGUAAGUAAAUUUCAUGUCGAGUGUUAUUCACACAACCAUUUCAUUACUCAUUUUAUGCAUACAGGGAAGAAAUGAAAUGCUGUCGUUACCAAAUUAAAGCAUGCUAGUCUUCAUUUGCAUAAAAACGUUUUUUUUUUUGCAUGUUGGGCAUUGAUGUAAGCUGAAAUGUUUCCCUGUGGCAUUUCUGGCUUGAUCAAUGGCUUUCAAAACUAAGUGAAAGAAGAGAAUAUUAAACAGAAAAUAUUCUUCAGUAAGUAUCGCUUGUGUAGAUAGAAAAGCUACAUUUGUGGGAUAACUUCCCUUUGAAUAUUAAAUCUCCAUUAGAUGAUGACCUGUUAUCAUAUAGAUUAGCAUUGCCUGCAUGUGAAAAGGGAAUACAGAAAACAAACAUCAUAUUGGGUUGUUUCUUUUUAUUUUAUACAUCCUCUCUAACAUGUUUGUUUUUAUUUGUUUUUGUUUUAUUUUAUUCUCUA
Paramormyrops kingsleyae is the source of this 4528-nucleotide messenger RNA. RefSeq names its product formin binding protein 1b (gene fnbp1b). Gene Ontology annotation, biological process: signal transduction; endocytosis. NCBI's taxonomy places the organism in Eukaryota, Metazoa, Chordata, Actinopteri, Osteoglossiformes, Mormyridae. The record is from RefSeq and is a predicted model, not a curated record. Gene Ontology annotation, molecular function: protein binding.